AUGGUGUGCAUGGCCGACUCCGAUUUGGCCGCGGGUGAAAGUAUUUUGGGUGCAAUUAUCGCCGCUAAUUUCGAAGAAUACAAGGAGUCGCGUUCUCAGUUACGUGAUGUAUUUGAGAAUGACCCCAGAUUCAGGCAUCAUCGUCAGCCCUCCACGCCUCCACCUCCACCAUCACAGAGUCCGCCACCCCCGCCGCCUGCCUCGGCAAAGUCUUCACAUCCUCUACCCGCGAGGCCACCACUGGGCUCAAAGAAGCCUCAGGAACAAAAGGAGAAAUCAAGCAAGAAGGACAGGAUCAGCAAAAACCAAAAGAAAAAGCAAGCAUCGCAGGAUCGCUCCGUUCGUCUGAGGCGGCUCCGUCCUGAUAUCAAAAAGAUACCGGCUUCUAUCAGUAACGAAGAAGCAAUUGCGUUGGGUGGCUACAGCACACAGUCUGAGAUGGACAAAGACUUGCUCAUGCGUGAGAAGGGACUAUCCGUUACUAGCUGA
Molecule: messenger RNA, 489 nt
Organism: Aspergillus calidoustus
Lineage: Eukaryota; Fungi; Ascomycota; Eurotiomycetes; Eurotiales; Aspergillaceae
Source: the annotation of a GenBank genome assembly